Molecule: messenger RNA, 2123 nt
Organism: Pelobates cultripes (western spadefoot toad)
Lineage: Eukaryota; Metazoa; Chordata; Amphibia; Anura; Pelobatidae
Source: the annotation of a GenBank genome assembly
AUGGGCAAUAAAAAGAAACCCAGCACUAACCUGAAUACUCCGGACCAAGGAUCCACUAAAAAAUCCGUCGAUCUGGACAAAUACUUUCGAGACACAGUGAAAGUGCUCGGAACAGGCCUGGACGACAGCCAAACGGCGCCAUCUUCGCCACAUGGAUCAUCACCACAAAGCCCCGCCGGGUCAGAAUUAUCUUCAGACCCCAGAAUGGCGGAUAUUAAAGAAAUCCUGCAAAACUUACCAUCGAAAAACGACAUUGCAGCCAUGCUGGCGAAAUUGGAAUCGUCCAUGCAGGACCAGAUCUCCUCCCUGACGUCUGAUAUAAGGCAAGUUAAUAACGGGGUCGGGGACCUGGAAGAAGAUAGGGACCUGGAAGAAGAUAGGGAUCAAAUAUUAGACAGAAUACUAUCACUAGAACGAAACCAAGAGAACAGAGAUACUAAACUUAUGUACAUAAUGAGAAACACUGAAGAUCUAGAUAACCGCAGCAGAAGAAAUAACGUACGAAUUAGAGGUAUGCCAGAAUCACAGGGAAACUCUGAAGACCUCCACUUAAUGCUGCAAUCACUUUUUAACAGAUUGCUACAAAGAUCUGAAGACACACAUAUUUUGCUAGACAGAGCCCAUUAUCGCCCCUCCUGUUUAUAUUAACCCUCUUGCAGGAAGUACGUAAACGAACUAACAUACAGGGAAUCAGGGUUCAGAAACAGGAAUAUAAAGUUUCAGCUUUUGCUGACGACUUAUUAUUUAUCCUAGAACACCCCUUAACCAGUCUCCCUCACCUGACAGAGGUCUUGAAUAGAUACAGCAAGUUAUCUAAUUUCAAAAUCAACGUAGACAAAUGUGAGGUAUUAAAUAUAAAUGUGCCCAAUCACCAAAUACUAAAACUGAAAGAAGCCUAUCCUUUCCAAUGGGCAAAACACUCCAUUAAAUAUCUAGGGGUACAAAUUACUAACAAACACAAGACACUCUACAAAGCAAACUUUCCAGAUCUGAUAACAGCCAUAAAGAAAGACCUGGAUAGAUGGGAUAGACCUCACUUUCGAUGGAUGGGAUGGAUAAAUAUUAUCUCAAUUAAUGUGCUCCCACGUAUUCUAUAUCUCCUAACUACAAUCCCAAUACAUAUUCCAAAUCAUUUCUUCCAUACUAUCCAGUCAAUGCUUACAUCCUUCAUCUGGGCAAAGAAACGUCCGGGUAUAGCCUUCAAUUUACUGACAAGGCCCAAGGAGAGGGGGGGACUGGGAUACCCGAACAUCCAAAACUACCAUAGGGCAAUACACCUGGGAAGAAUAUUGGAGUGGUAUAGAGGAGGAGCCAAAAAAGCCUGGGUAGACAUAGAACAAUCACAAACACUCCCAUGGACCCUGUCCACCACCGGAGGCAAGAUACCGCAUGAUCUCCCGACACUAUCCCCCACACUCAAAAUCUGGAAGACAUUACAUCUACAUACGGAGUUUACACCAACACCAUCGCCAAACUACCCAAUAUCCCACAACCCCCUACUCCCUAUAGGCAAAGGUGGCAUAAUGCAAAGCACUGAUAUUACUCAGUCAGAAGACAAAUUUAUAACAUUAAGGGACAUAAUCACUGAUAAAGUAAUUAUACCUCUGAAGAAUCUAACAGGCUCCACCAACGCAACAAUGACACAAAUAUUCCAAUACCACCAACUUAAACAUUUCUUAAAUAAGGAAGGGUUACUCCACUGGAAGCCAAGGGAAGAUACACAGUUUGAGAAACUAUGCUCCCGCCCGCCUACAAAUAAAACCAUAGCCAAAUGUUACCACAUGAUACAAGAAAGCGUAAACAAUCAACUUCCCUGGUAUACGAUAAAGAACCAGAAAUGGUUUUCGACUCAGAUAGAAGAGCAGACCUGGCUAACAAUCUUUACCAAAAUGAUGAAAUCACACUCUAGCAUUAUGUUGCAGGAAAUUAACUAUAAAUUUCUCACGCAAUGGUACAUUGUCCCCAUAAACGCUCAUAAAUUUAACAUCAUCAACUCCCCGCUGUGUUGGAGGUGCGAGAAGAAACAGGGUACCUACCAGCACAUAUGGUGGACCUGUAAGCGAAUAGAGGGUUUCUGGAGGGAAGUAGCGAGGUUCACAGAACAACUCAGUAAUGUCCCCUAA